This is a messenger RNA of Drosophila kikkawai, 2220 nucleotides long. RefSeq lists its product as uncharacterized. Gene Ontology annotation, molecular function: nucleic acid binding. The record is from RefSeq and is a predicted model, not a curated record. Lineage: Eukaryota; Metazoa; Arthropoda; Insecta; Diptera; Drosophilidae.
AUGUAUUGGCUCCCCAAUAAGGACUGCUUCAAAUUUCAGGUCAAUUUUGAGAUACCACCUAGUUUCACCAAAAGGACGAUCCUGUCGAGCAUAGCGAGGCUGUUCGACCCACUAGGUCUCAUCGCCCCAGUCAUCAUCUCGGGAAAGUUAAUAUUGAAGGAGGUAACCAUGGAUAAGAAAAUGCAGGACAACGGCGCUAGGACGGCUCUAGAUUGGGACGAUGAGGUUCCUAAGGUUCUAGCGGAACGGUUGCAAGCAUUUCGGGACGGCUUGCUGGGGAUCGACGGUCUGAGCAUACAGCAGUGGAUUCACUAUUCUCCAGGAUCCAUAGUAUCAGCUCAGCUUCACGCGUUUUGUGACGGGUCUUCCACAUCCUAUGCAGCUACUACUUAUCUAAGGCUCGAGCACGGAGAUGAAACGUUCUACGCCUCGCUGUUGGCCGCAAAAUCAAAGAUUACCCCUACUAAACCCCUAACCAUACCAAGAACGGAGCUGAGUGGUGCAGUGCUAUCCGUCAAGUUGGUGAAAUGGCUUACAAGGGCUAGAUGGCUAAAUGACCUUCCCAUCCAGACCUUUUAUUGGACGGAUGCCACGAUUCUUCUUCAUUGGCUGCACGGGGACGUAAAUAGAAGGAAGAUGUUUGUCGCCAACAGGGUCUUCAUUUUGGACCACUCGUCGCCAUCGCAAUGGAGACAUGUAAGUACUAGCGAGAAUCCAGCGGACUGUGCGACAAGAGGGCUUCCUCCGAGCGAGCUGAAGGACUUUGAUUUGUGGUGGCGAGGUCCGGAGUGGCUUACACGCAGGACAGGUGACUGGCCUUCGACGGAGAUCGGGCAGGUCGACAUAAACGAUGCCGCGCUGGAGGCAAAGGCAGACAAGGUACGCCUUCAUCUUGCAGCUCUGCAACCAUCGUUGGUUGAGAGGUUUUCCAGUUUCAGCCAGGCUGUGAGAGUCACAGCAUUUAUAAUUCCGUUCAAAAGCAAUGCUAUUAGCAAAGGAGAGAGGUGUACCGGACCCCUAAUCAUUGAGGAGCUCGACUAUGCUUUACUCGUCACCGUGCGCAUCGUUCAAAGGGAGUCCUUCGCAUCUGAGCUGGCCACAUUGAGGAAUUCUAAACGGCUGCCCUCCAGAAGCAAACUUCAGAAGCUAGUAAUACGGUAUUGGCAUGCUUUGACUCUGCACGGAGGUGCGCAGCUGACCUUGUUCCACGCUCGCCAGCGGUUCUGGAUACUGACAGGGAGACAAGCAGUUCGAAGGGUGCUACGGAAGUGCGUGAGGUGCUUUCGCACCCGGCCAACCACCUCGACUCAGCUCAUGGGAGACCUGCCGCUACACAGGGUCAACCCCCUUAACCGACCGUUCCUGGCGACGGGAGUUGACUACACAGGCGCUAUAGAGCUGAAGGCAGCGCGCUUGAGAGGAACAAGCUUCUACAAGGGAUACAUCGCCGUUUUUAUUUGUCUUGCGACGAAGGCUGUACACUUGGAGGCGGUGACGGGUCUCACCACGGAGCAUUUCUUACUGGCUCUUGACCGGUUCACCGGGCGACGAGGGAUGGUUCAACAUUUAUACAGUGACAACGGAACAAACUAUAUCGGCGCGGAUAAUCUAAUGAAGGCAUUAUUCGGAAGGCUGCAGGAGGAUUACGAGAAGCUCAUAGCCCCAAAGCUCGCUGCGCAGCGUGCCACUUGGCAUUUUAAUCCACCUCAAUCGCCCAACUUUGGCGGGCUGUGGGAGGCCAAUGUGAAGUCGGUGAAGCAUUACCUUAAGAGGAAGCAUGCCUCGCGCCCGCUGUGCCCUCUCACAGCCGAUGCUGACGAUCUAGAGGUGCUCACGCCGGCUCAUUUUCGAAUUGGAGACUUCAUGUUGGCGCCUCCGGAGUAUAGACCGCAGUCCAAGUCCUUCGCAGAGCAGUUUCUUAGCCAGCAGUUAAUGAUCCGCCAUUUCUGGAAGGCUUGGAGUCGAAACUGGCUAGCUCAUCUGCAGCAGAGACCGAAGUGGUGUCAUGAGGCUGAAGGUUUGCAGCUGAACGACUUUGUCAUCAUCAAGGAUGACCGAUUUCCGCCGUCACAAUGGCUGUUAGGACGGGUCGUCGAGUUACACCCAGGGACGGAUGCAUUCUGCCCCGCCUACUACUCCAAGAAUGGACUGGACACGCGGAGAGGUCUAGCAGUGGCGGGCGGCCAGUUUUGCUGCGUGUCCCACUGUGCGGGAGAGUGA